Messenger RNA from Hypanus sabinus (Atlantic stingray), 4216 nucleotides. It is a transcript of the gene pold3, whose product is annotated as polymerase (DNA-directed), delta 3, accessory subunit. Lineage: Eukaryota; Metazoa; Chordata; Chondrichthyes; Myliobatiformes; Dasyatidae. Gene Ontology annotation, cellular component: delta DNA polymerase complex; nucleus. Gene Ontology annotation, biological process: nucleotide-excision repair, DNA gap filling; DNA synthesis involved in UV-damage excision repair; DNA strand elongation involved in DNA replication. The transcript has 12 exons. Bases 36 to 1547 code for a protein of 503 amino acids. The record is from RefSeq and is a predicted model, not a curated record. Gene Ontology annotation, molecular function: DNA-directed DNA polymerase activity.
AGCCCCGCCCCUUCCCCUCACCCCGGUUUGGCGCCAUGGUCGCCAUGGAGGAGCUGGAGUUGUCGAUGGAGAACGUCGAGGAGCUGGUGAUGGAUGAGAACAGGAUUGUUACCUACAAGAUGCUGAGCCAUUCCCUGGGCAUUCAUGUCAACCAAGCAAAACAGUUGCUUUAUUACUAUGUGGAGAGAAAAAGGAAGGAAAACUCUGGAGCUCAGCUCCAUGUGACUUAUCUUGUGUCUGGAAAAGCAGUAGAAGAUGGAAUUACGUAUCACAAGGUAGCAGUGGUGAGAGAAGACCAGUUGGAAGCAGUGAAGCUGAAGUUGGUGGUGACUGCCAGUGUGCACGUGUACAGUAUUCAGAGAGUGAUGCUAAAGGACAGCAGUCCCCUUUUCAACACGGAUUAUGAGGCUGUGAAGGAAAACCUGUUGAGCAGCAACAAGUAUAGCGCCAUUCAGUGUGCUGUUGCUGUUCCCCGGUCAGCCGAGGAGAUGGCUCAGCUUCAGAAAUCCAUCCAGCAGCCAUCCCGUAGUUCAGCUGAGCCCCCGAACAACAAACCCGUCGUGAACGGCAGCCCACCCGUGCCCAGUAAAAGCGCUGCCCCACAGCCCAAGGGAAUCAUGGCUAUGUUUUCUGCCAAGCCUCCUGCCAAACCGAGCGACAGAGAGGAGAAAGUGGAGCCUGCUGCAGUGAAAGACAGGGAGAAUUCUCCUCCUUCAGGAAGUAAGAUAGCGAACAAAGGAAACAGCUUCAGCCACUUUUUCCAGAAAGCCAGUUCUAAGAAAGGGUCACCACCGUCCAAGUCCAUCAAGGAAGAGGCCUCUACCCCAGAGUGUAGAGAGAAAGCAGAGACCGCUCAGGAUGGAGAGUGCCACGUCGUUGCUUCGCAGGGAGUGAACGAUGAGGAAAUGGCGCCCACAAGUGACACCGCAGCACAAAAAGCACAAGCCAAGGCUCAGACAGGGAGAGUCCGGGCAAGGAAAGUAGGCGAAAGUGGCGACGGACAGAGCAGCAAGAAGACAAAGCGAAGUGCGACACCAGCUGGUGAUGGGGAGGAGCCUCACCACAAGCGGAGACGCAGGAUCAGACAGCCUCUGUCAGACAGCAGUGACGAGGAAGUCAUUCUGGACUCUCCUGAAUCCUGUGAUGCGAAAACGCCAUCACCGAUGCCGGAAGCUCCAAUCACUGAAGAGGAUGUAUCCCCUCCAUGCUUUUCAGAGGUUUCAGUAAAGCCACCAUCUUGGGAAAGUACAGAGGAAACUGAGAAGGCAGUUGGAGUGAAACGCAGGAAGCGGCGCAAAGUUCUCAAAAGCAAUACCUUUGUGAACGAAGAUGGUGAUUUUGUGACAGAGAAGGUUUACCAGAGUGAGUCGUGCACUGACAGCGAAAAUGAGUCUACAACCAAGCCACAGGUGCAGAAACUGCCCGAUGCAAAGAGCGUGGGGGGAAUCAAGGACGAACGCAAGGGGCAGACGGAAAAGAAAGCAGCAGCGCCCAGCAGGGCAGGGAAGCAGGCAUCCAUCAUGGGAUUCUUCAAGAAGGCAGUGUAGUGCUCCAUCUGCUGUCGUGUUGACCUGGAAUGGAGUUCCUACAGACACUACCAGCAGGAGUGCUCAGACAACCAGAGGGUUGACAGUUUGUAAACAUAUACAUUGAAGGUCUCCUCAGGGAAUUUGGGCACAUUGUGUUGGGGAAGGGCAUCCUGGACAUUGACUAUAACUAGAAUCGUAGUUCUGUUACCUUGAACAAGUGUUUCUCUUUGCAUGUUUAAGCGUUAUUUAUCAUUGUCUUCUUCUUAAGCCCAUCACCCCUGCUGGGGUAUAGGCUGUCAACAGCACUCGCCAGAGUCUUCUGAGCUGGGCCAAUGUUUCAAGUUGAUCGCAGGUGAAGCCCAUCUUUGAAGAUCCUUCCUCUCCCAGGAGUGAGAUCUUUGGAGUUUCUGUUAGUGUUUCUGUAGUUCUCGUUUUUUACAGGAUAGGGUUGCUGCUGCUCCUUUUGCAGCUGAGCUUGGGACCAUCCAUGGCAGAGUUAUUGCUUAUUGUGCUGCCUCAUGUUUCUGUUUCGUUCCUUGGUGUCAGCACCUCUGAAGAUCAGUUUUCAAUUGUCUUCAAUUCUGUGCAGCCAUAAUGGGUAAAUCAUGCUCCAAACACUUUCUUGCAUACUGGUGAUAGUUGGGAGAUGUUAAACUUCUGCCAGCUCACCGGCUGGGUCAAUUUUUAUUUAGAUUCAAAGAAUUUGGAAUCUUUUUUGGAAAAGCAAUGCAUAUUUACAGCAAAUGUCAGUCAAAUGAAUAAGCUGUUUGUUACUGUGUAUAGUAUUUGGAGCUUUGCACUGUUGGACGGGGAGAGCGGGUAGGGGAUAUACUGGUUACUGCAGUAUGUGCAAACUUAGAAAAUUUUUACUAGUCCUGAAAAACCGCUGGAACAGGAUUUGGGAAUGCCUCAAAAUGGUUUAAAGGUUCUUCUUGCCCCAAAUUGUUGUAUGAUACCAUUGUAGUCCUUGGAUAUGUCACUCCAGAGUUUGUGAAUGUUCUCUGACAUCCCAGGCAAUUCUGGGUCUUGUCAGUAUGCACUUUCCUCAACUCGUGGACAGCAAGUGGGAGUGUAAAUGAUUAUGUUAAUUAUAAUCAUUUAAUUAUGAAUAUGUCAAUUUCAUUGCUCCCCCACUGUGCUCUACCCCAGCCUAUUUACCUGCUGUAGGUGCAGUGAAGUAAAUUAUCAGUCUGAGCCAGAGUGCAAGAGUUCUACCACUCCAUGGCUGAACCUGGUGACAUUUUUCUUGCCAGUCUGCCAAGCAUCUUUUCAAAUAUUGACACAACUCAGCUGAUUCUGGGUGUCAAUAAGACUUGGUCUGGCACGCUUACUGUGCGAACCUUGAGAAUCUGCCCUUCCACACAAAGCUCUAUGAAUUCCAAUACUAGGAUGGGAGACAAUGCACAGACAUCGAUCAUAGUUUGAGUGGGAACUUCGGUGAGUGGAGGGUGUAUGGUGUUGGUUAAAACAUCCUUGGAUAGGACUUGUGUACUUUGGACAGUGUUCUAUCAUCUAGUCAAUCUUGUCAAAAUUUAUAUAGACCUGUGCAUUUUUACAACCCGUUAGAGACCUUGCCAAGUGAUUUGCCACUUCUUGCAACGUGCUACCUGAUGCCCUGGCCAUAUGAGAAGCCAGUUGUUGUGAGGUUAAUCAAAUGCAGAAAUGCAGACACACUUUCAGAGCUCUGUAUUUGUGUCAGGCUGGAGAAAAGAUGUGGACUUGAUAUGGGGGAGGGAAAAUUUCUGGAUUUGAAUAGCCCUCCUUCCAUCAAAUUUAUUUGGGAAUAAAACAUUUUUAAGAAAAAUAAACAUCUGGUGUGUGAUUUUAAUACACAGCACAGGGAAGAAUAAUAGUAAAUUGGAAACGCAACGGAUUCUGUAGAUGCACCACACACACAAAAUGCUGGAGGAACUCAACAGUUCAGACAGCAUCUGUGAAAAUGGAUAAACAGCUGACUUUUCAGGCUGAAGCCCUUCAGGACUGGAAGGGAAGGGGAUAUCUGGCUUCCUGUUCCUUUCUAGCUUCUGCCUCUAUGUUCUACAUACCUUUGGGACACCACACACUAAAUACUGGAGGAACUUAAAGGGUUAAGAAGCAUCUAUGGAGAGGAAUAAUGGUAAAUUGUUCUAUUAUUUUCACAUGCUAAGUUACAAUGAAAAUUGCGUCUUGCAUAGUGUCCGUACGAAUCACUUAAAUUCAAGUUCAGUUUAUUGUCUCAUAUGUAUACCGCCAAAUGGGGCAACAUUUCUCUGGACCAAGGUGCACAACACAGUACACGCUACUCGCACACAACUCAUACAAUAUUACCACAAAUAGUAAGGUGUAUAUACAAAUUAAAAAGUAGUUUCAUAUGUGAUGAGGCUUUGAUGAUGGCAGGGAGUUCAGUAGUGACAGCUGGGGGAAGAAGCUGUUUUCCAUCCUAAUCGUUCUUCUAAUGCUAUGGUACUUCCUGCCUGAUGGUACGGGUCAAAGAAAUUGUUUGAUAGAUGCAAGGGAUCAUUGAUAAUGCUAAGGCCCUGCAUACACGGCGUUUCUGAUAAAUAAUGGCCGGAAGAGAGAUCCAAAUGACCCUCUCAGCAGUCCUUGGAGUCAGAUGCCUUGUAAUUCCUGUAUUGAGCAUUUGAUGUCAGUGAAAACCUGAAGGAUCCCUCUGGAACAUUUAUUUUGUAAAUAAAAAGUAAAAUUAU